AGGGCCGGUUGCUGUGGUAACGCGGCGAGGCCGUGGCCAUGGGGGAGCCGCUGGACCGGCCGGCCCCCGAGAACACGUACAGCCUGCGGCCGGCCUUCCAGCACAAAUUCCGAUCUUCUGCAGUAAAAGAGUGCAUCCAUGCGAUACUGAAAGAGAAUCUAGCCAAUGUGCAAUACAACCCAGAGGAAACGCCAGAGCUCACACGGUCCUUAUCAGAGACAAUUAAAGAUAGACUGAAAGCAGAGGGAUUUCACCGAUACAAAAUGGUGGUGCAGGUUGUGAUUGGAGAACAGAGAGGGGAAGGAGUGAACAUGGCUGCACGAUGUUUCUGGGAUGCUGACACUGACAACUAUGCACAGGAUGUUUUUAUGAAUGACAGUCUGUUCUGCGUGGUAGCUGCAUUUGGCUGUUUCUACUACUGAUGCCAGUGAAGAACAGAAAAGAACUACAGUGAUUUUAGAGAGGAUUUUUAGCUUGUUUGGUUUUCUUCAAUAACUUGUACUCAUGUUUUCUCAAAGUAGCAGACUUACAAUUGUACAAAGCAUGCUCACUGUAUCUCUAUAAUACAAGACAUGUGUCCACAACUUCCUUUUCUUUCCUGCUUGUAUAAAUAUAGCUUUGUAGCAUAUUGUUUUUCUUUUGUCCUUUUAAUCAUCCUUCCUGCUUUGUGCAAAAUGGAUUUAUUAACUCCCAGGAGCCAGAUAUAGUGCCUUAAAAGGACUAGAUUGCUUUUAUUAGUAGUCACUUGUUUCCAUAAUGUAAUAAAUAUUUAUGAGCAAUGUAAUAUAAUAAAUACAAAUGUAUAUAUUAUACC
Molecule: messenger RNA, 814 nt
Organism: Emys orbicularis (European pond turtle)
Lineage: Eukaryota; Metazoa; Chordata; Testudines; Emydidae
Gene: DYNLT2B
Product: dynein light chain Tctex-type 2B
Exons: 5
Coding region: 39-422 (127 amino acids)
Biological process (GO): microtubule-based movement
Cellular component (GO): cytoplasmic dynein complex; cytoplasm
Molecular function (GO): dynein intermediate chain binding
Source: RefSeq, a predicted model, not a curated record